AUGUCUCAUCCUAUCGCAAUCAUUACUGGUGCCGCGUCUGGCAUCGGCCUUGCCGUGACGAAGAGUCUCAUCGCUAAGGGGUGGCGUGUGGUGAUGGCCGACGUUGAUGGAAAGCGAGGAAAGGAGAUUGCUGCGGAAUUGGGACAGAAGGUGCUGUUCUACACAACCGACGUGAGCUCAUACGAACAACAGGCGAAGCUUUUCAAGGCGGCCUUCGACUGGGGCGAGAAUCGCCUCGAUUUCUUUGCAGCAAACGCCGGCAUCGCCGACACCGAAUUCCUUUACGAUGCCAAAGAGCACUUCGACGUUAAUGGCGUUCUCCAACCGCUCGACCUCCGGACAAUAAAUGUGGAUCUCAUAGCUGUAAUACAAGGAAUCUGGCUGUUUAAGCAUUAUGCCCGCCGAAACAAAAUCCCCGGCGGGAAGGUUGUCAUAACUUCCUCAGCGGCGGGACUAUAUGCUAUGGAAACGAACCCCCUGUACACAACUGCGAAGCACGGACUUGUGGGACUAGCUCGAGGGCUGGGUCCUAUAUUCGCGAAGGAGAAUAUUCAUGUCAACGCCAUCUGCCCGGCGUUUGUGCCUACGGCCCUUUGCCCAGAGGAAAUGUUGGACCGCUUUCCGAAGGAGCAUAUUACGCCCAUGUCGACAGUCAUCAAGGUGUAUGACAAACUCAUUAGCGACAGCAGCAUCUAUGGUCAGACGGUGGAACUGAGUCUGGACCAGCUAUACUUCCGGACUAAGCCUGACUAUCCGAAUGAGAGCCAGCGAUGGUUAGGAGAGGAUUCUGCUGCUUUCUGGGAAGAGGCGUACAAGGAGCCUAAAUAG
Molecule: messenger RNA, 828 nt
Organism: Talaromyces rugulosus
Lineage: Eukaryota; Fungi; Ascomycota; Eurotiomycetes; Eurotiales; Trichocomaceae
Exons: 1
Coding region: 1-828 (275 amino acids)
Cellular component (GO): cytoplasm
Molecular function (GO): oxidoreductase activity, acting on the CH-OH group of donors, NAD or NADP as acceptor
Source: RefSeq, a predicted model, not a curated record